Loxodonta africana (African savanna elephant) is the source of this 648-nucleotide messenger RNA. It is a transcript of the gene SCGB1C1, whose product is annotated as secretoglobin family 1C member 1. NCBI's taxonomy places the organism in Eukaryota, Metazoa, Chordata, Mammalia, Proboscidea, Elephantidae. The record is from RefSeq and is a predicted model, not a curated record. The transcript has 2 exons. The coding region runs from base 1 to 648 and encodes 215 amino acids.
AUGAAGAGCAGCACCGCUUUCCUGUUGGUGGCCCUUGCCUUGCUCUGCGUCUGUGAACUGGCCAAAGGGGAGGACAACAACGAGUUUUUCAUGGACUUCCUACAAACACUGCUGGUGGGGUCUGCGGAGGAGCUCUACGAUGGGCCCCUGGGAAAGUACAACGUUAAUGCAGACGCCAAGGCGGCGCUGGUGGAGCUCAAGUCCUGUAUCGACGGCCUGCAGCCCACGCACAAGGCAGAGCUGGUCAAGCUGCUGGUAAGGCUGGGGGCCCAACACUCAUCCCCUAAGGGCCUCCACAAACCCCGACCAGGACCUGCCCUGGCCAGCAGAGGAAAUCAUGCUAGACCUCACAGUCCCACAGGGCACCCUUCAGCCUGUCAAGCCCCCAGACCUGCUCCUGUGGCAGCCGUGGGCCCCCCCACACACACACACGUGCACACACACAACAGAGACACCUGUACACGCACACACAUGCACACACACACACAACCUUCCCGGUUGGCCAUCACGGUGCUGGCCAGAAAGUACAGGAACCCAUGUUCUCUGAGUGUGGCUGUUACUGGUCAUCAGGCAAGGGACCCCUGGUGUCUUGGCCCACUCAUGUCUCCCUUCCAGGUGCAAGUGCUGGGCAGUGAAGAUGGUGCCUGA